AUGGCUCUUACGCUCGGCACUAUUCUCUAUGUCGCCAUCCUUCUUAUAAAUGCCAUGGCGGUUCUCAGCGAGGACAGGUUCCUUGCGCGAAUUGGAUGGUCAUCAGCACCAGUACCGACGGUAGCUGCUGGGUUUCAGGCGUACGGGGCCGCCUAUGACCAGCCAGGCUAUCCAGGAGCUCAGGACGUUAGUGUGAAAGCACGGCUCAUAAACCUCAUCAGUGCGGUGCGGACGUUGAUGCGAAUACCUCUGAUCGGACUGAACCUUGUCGUCAUCGGAUACGAACUCAUCCUCGGUAGUUGA
Messenger RNA from Postia placenta MAD-698-R-SB12, 303 nucleotides. RefSeq lists its product as hypothetical. NCBI's taxonomy places the organism in Eukaryota, Fungi, Basidiomycota, Agaricomycetes, Polyporales, Adustoporiaceae. The record is from RefSeq and is a predicted model, not a curated record. Gene Ontology annotation, cellular component: Golgi membrane; COPII-coated ER to Golgi transport vesicle; endoplasmic reticulum membrane. The transcript has 3 exons. The coding region runs from base 1 to 303 and encodes 100 amino acids. Gene Ontology annotation, biological process: endoplasmic reticulum to Golgi vesicle-mediated transport.